This is a messenger RNA of Sphaeroforma arctica JP610, 772 nucleotides long. RefSeq lists its product as hypothetical. The coding region runs from base 9 to 632 and encodes 207 amino acids. The record is from RefSeq and is a predicted model, not a curated record. Lineage: Eukaryota; Ichthyosporea; Ichthyophonida. The transcript has 5 exons.
UGUCGAUCAUGGGCAACCAGAACAGUCAGGCUGGUACUGACAGGUCUGGGGGCCAUCCUGUCUCUGGAUACCAAGAUGAUGGUGUGAUUGAAGUGGCCCAACGUGACGAUGGUUACUAUGGCGACGCAGCGGUGCAAAUUUUACGUGAUCUACCACCAACACUGAAGGUGUCCCCGGCAAGCACACCUCGCAGUAAGAAAUCAGGACAGCCAGUAGGAAAUCCUUCUCUUGUCCAGUACACGAAGGCUGUGGGAUUGAAGCAGCUAUCCCCUGUAGCGUUUUAUCGAAUCCUCGCAAUACUCGACGCAGAGCGAUUAGCCGAGACCAGGAGCAUUGUUAAGACACAAUCGGUACUCACAGGAGCAAUGCGCUUGGUGGACAUAAAAGCUCACAAGUCACUUGAUCUGUACGGUGUCACACUCCGCCUUCUCGAUCAGAAUCGAUCGCACACCCAGGAGAUACAAUCGGUGGGCAAGCUGCUGGCCACGGUGCGCGCGUCAGCUCUUUGCAUCAGUGCUGGGCUCAACAAGUUAAAUGCAUUGCUGCCCGUUGAGGACCGACUUGAACCAUUCGAGUGGUCGCUUACACCCGUUGCGGAGGAAUCCACACCGAAUAGGGUGAGUUCGGAUUAAUCAGGCAGUCAACUCAAGCAAGCACAGCGUCAAUUGUUUCUCGUAUACGUCAGUAGGAACAGCAUGUCUGCCAAAGUAGUUUGGAUCAGGAGUCAAUCCCCGGAAUUCAGAGACAAUCAGAUCUCGAAACUCGAAGCCGG